UAGGCGAUUUUAUCAAACCCAGAAGAAAAAAAAGAUUUUUUAUUUUAUUUUUAAUAAUAAUUUAUUUUUAUUUCAAUGAGAAAGCAAGAGAGCAUAGGAAUUGGAGAUGGAAGGAGAAGAAGAAAAACAACAACAACAGCCCAACAAGCUUUCUUUUUCUCGUCAAGUCUUCUCUAAGGAAAACAUUUUCUCGGAAACCAAACACUCCCCUUAAAGAAGCUCUAGAUCUGCGUCACUGUCUCAGUGCCUGAAUGGUGCUUGCCUCGCUUUCUUAGCUGGAAGAUUUGCUGGCUGUCCAGCAAAUAAAAGCAUGUGCUGUGGUUUGGAGCGGCUAAAACCCAUACAAUCUCCGGCACCAUCUUCAAUUUCUUUUGAAGAAAAUAGAGUCUCCAACAUAGCGAUGAAUCACUUGACUGUUGAAACGGAAGAUACUUUUGCCAGUUUGCUUGAGCUUGCAGCUAACAAUGAUGUUGAGGGUUUCAAAAGAUCAAUUGAGCGUGACCCGUCUAGCAUCGAUGAGCCUGGUCUCUGGUAUGGCCGCCAAAAGGGCUCAAAACUGAUGGUUAAUGAGCAGAGAACCCCUUUGAUGGUUGCUGCUACUUACGGUAGUAUUGAUGUCAUGAAGGUUAUUCUUUCUUUGUCUGCAGCCGAUGUAAAUCGACCCUAUGGUCUUGAUCGAAGCACUGCACUCCAUUGUGCUGCGUCAGGCGGGGCUGAGAAUGCUGUUGAUGUUGUGAAGCUGCUUUUAGCAGCGGGUGCUGAUCCAAAUUCGAUGGAUGGAAAUGGCCAUUUUCCUGUUGAUAUUAUAGUUGUUCCUCCUAAGCUGCAAGAUGUCAAAUUAGCACUUGAAGAACUCCUCAAGACUACCAGUUCUGCUGUUGCACGCACUUUAACUGUUUCAACCAGAAAUUUGAAUCCAAGCUCUCCACCGCUUUCUUCUUCACCAGAAAAUGGGACGGAGUCUCCAUCGGCAUCAGAUUUUAUUUCUUCACCAACUAAGUCCAAGUUUAAUGAUCUUCCUGUUUCUUCUGCUUCUGAUAAGAAAGAGUACCCCAUUGAUCCAUCUCUCCCGGACAUUAAGAACAGCAUUUAUUCAACAGAUGAAUUCCGAAUGUACUCAUUUAAGGUGCGACCCUGUUCACGUGCAUACUCCCAUGAUUGGACUGAAUGCCCUUUUGUCCAUCCAGGUGAAAAUGCACGAAGAAGGGAUCCAAGGAAGUUUCACUACAGCUGUGUCCCUUGUCCUGAAUUCCGUAAAGGGGCUUGCAGACGAGGGGAUAUGUGCGAGUAUGCUCAUGGGGUAUUUGAGUGCUGGUUACACCCAGCUCAGUAUCGAACCCGUCUUUGCAAGGAUGGAACGAGCUGUGCAAGAAGAGUCUGCUUUUUUGCUCACACUGCUGAGGAACUCAGACCAUUGUAUGUCUCUACCGGUUCUGCUGUUCCCUCUCCCCGAACAGGCACUCCUGGAGCUGCUGCCAUGGAUUUUGCUGCAGCAAUGAGCAUGUUGCCUGGCUCUCCCUCAUCAGUGUCUGUCAUGUCUCCUUCACCGUUCACACCACCUUUGUCACCAUCCAAUGGCAUGUCGCACUCUUCAGUUGCUUGGCCACAGCCCAAUGUUCCUGCUUUACAUCUUCCAAGCAGCAAUUUCCAGUCCAGUCGCUUGAGAUCUUCCCUUAAUGCGAGAGACAUUCCGGCAGAAGACUUUGAUUUGCUGCCAGAUUUUGAUGUGCAGCAACAGCAGCUCCUGAAUGAGUUCUCUUGUCUCUCGCAACCAUCCAUGAGUUCAAAUUCUUUUAAUCGUUCUGGUCGGUUGAAAACCCUUACACCCUCGAAUCUAGAUGAUCUCUUCUCUGCUGAGAGCUCAUCUCCUCGGUACUCUGAUCAAGCGUUGCCAUCAGGUGUUUUCUCCCCGACUCAUAAAUCAGCCGUCAUCAAUCAAUUUCAGCAGCAGCAGAGCAUGCUUUCUCCAAUCAACACAAAUUUCUCCCCCAAAAAUGUCGAUCACCCUCUAUUGCAGGCUUCUUUUGGGGUCCCAUCUUCUGGGAGGAUGUCUCCACGAAAUCUGGAGCCUAUUUCACCUAUGGGCUCUCGGGUGUCCAUGUUAGCUCAACGUGAGAAGCAGCAGCAGUUUCGCAGUCUCAGCUCACGUGAACUAGGCUCCAACUCUGCUUCCAUUGUUGGUUCUCCUGUAAAUUCUUGGUCAAAAUGGGGAUCCUCCAACGGAAAACCAGAUUGGGCGGUUAGUGCAGACGAGCUAGGCAAACUUCGCAGAUCCUCUUCGUUUGAGCUUGGGAACAACGGAGAGGAACCGGAUCUGUCAUGGGUUCAGUCGCUUGUGAAAGAGUCUCCAACUGAAAUGAAAGAAAAGUUGUCAGCACCCGUUUCAGGCGUUGCGGCUAAUGUGUCAUCCAAUGAGGGUUCGAAUGUGAACUCGCAGGUUGAAUCGGUUGAUCACGCUGUGCUUGGAGCAUGGCUCGAACAAAUGCAGCUUGAUCAUCUUGUGGCUCAGCAGAACUAAAUAAGUUUCAGUGAGCCCCGAGGUAGUUAACAACAGAGAGGUUUUGCCAUUUUGGUACAUAACAUUAUGCCUUUUUUUUUCCAGAAUUUUGUUGGCGGGUGGGUGUGGAAAGAAGGUAACAGUAACAAGGAAGAAAGCAAAAAGGAGUAAGAAAUCAACUCCUUAAGAAGAAAAUUCGUUUUCACCAUUUAUUAUUACAACAUAAGUUUAGAAAAGGGUAAGAACACCUCUGGGUUAUACUCGAGAAACACAAAAAAAAAAAAAAAGAGCCCAAUGUGGGUCUUUUUGCAUCUAAUAUUUUUAAAUUUUAGGAAUUAUAUGAUUGUCAUUUUUUCUUCUAUGAUUUUGGAACAUGUUUCCAUUGAUAUGAAACUGAAAAAUGCUAUAUGCUUGUUCCAUCAUUUUCCUCUUAAUUCAUUUCUAGAUUUGGUAAACAUUAGGAAGGUGGUCAUGAUCUUCUCCUGAAGAGUUCAUUGAUAUAAUGGGUAUGGACCACUGAUCCGUUUUUGGUUUUAGAGGAUUUUGCACCAAAUGUUGGUCUCUGUGUAAUUGAGAAGAAUUAUUAUGUAACUAUUUUCCAGUUACUGGGGGUUGUUUACAGAGAUGGAGAAAUUGUCAUGCUUCAUGUAACAUUCAAUUUUACUGCUAUUGGUAUUCUAAUACCUUUAUUUUUUAUUUA
This is a messenger RNA of Morus notabilis, 3197 nucleotides long. RefSeq names its product zinc finger CCCH domain-containing protein 30. NCBI's taxonomy places the organism in Eukaryota, Viridiplantae, Streptophyta, Magnoliopsida, Rosales, Moraceae. Gene Ontology annotation, molecular function: protein binding; metal ion binding. The transcript is spliced from 2 exons. The record is from RefSeq and is a predicted model, not a curated record. The coding region runs from base 311 to 2518 and encodes 735 amino acids.